Molecule: messenger RNA, 276 nt
Organism: Cooperia oncophora
Lineage: Eukaryota; Metazoa; Nematoda; Chromadorea; Rhabditida; Trichostrongylidae
Source: the annotation of a GenBank genome assembly
AUGGAACGACCGUAUCCGUGUGUCGACAUGUUCGAUUUCAUCAAAGGACAGCAAAAGCUCGACGAAGAGAUGGCUCGUUUCCUAUUCCGGCAAAUUGUUCAAACACUGCAUGAGUGUUCACAGAAACGUGUCCUGCAUCGGGAUUUGAAGGACGAGAAUGUGGUCAUCGAUCUUGUUACCGGUGACACAAAGCUCAUCGAUUUUGGUGCCGCUACCGUACUCAAGAAAUCACACUAUACCGACUUUCAAGGUGAGACCAAUGUGAAUUUAUUUUGA